AUGAUUGACUAUGUCAACAUCAUGCUCACUGGCGUCCAGAGCCUCUUGGCGCUCGCCGCCGGCUGGGCAUGCGCCCGGUGGCGCGCGCUCGAUUCGGAGCCCGCCGUGCAGCAGCUCAACCUAUUCGUGCUGCGGGUGUGCAUCCCAGCGCUGCAGGUCUGGCUGCUGGCGGUGAAAACGGACAUGCGGCGGAAGGAAAACUGGAGCGUCCUCUGCGCCUUCCUAUCGUGGUCGCUCGGCCUGCAGCUGCUCUGCGCCGCCGGCCAGCUCGCCGCCCGCCGCCGCAUCGACCGCGCGCGGCUGGCGGUCGAGUCGCUGGUCCUGACCACCAACAACACGGGCAUCCUGGGGCCGGUGGUGUUAGAGGCCGCACUGGGGCCGCGGUACGCGCCACUGGGCAUGCUGGCCACGGUGGUGCUGUACUUCCAGCAGCUGCCCUCGGCCGCAGUGCUGUUUGAUGCGGCGCAGCGCGCACAGAAGUCAGAGGAGCACGAGUUGCUGCUGCCAUCGGUCAAAGCUGGCGCCGAGGCCGAGGGCGGCGCGGGACGACGCAGGGGCGGCGGGGCCUUAGCUGGGGCGCGAGGGAGGGGCCCGCAUGACAUCGUUGUGUGCAGUGGCGGCGGUGGCGUCCAUAGCAGCACGGCAGCCUCGACAGCACCAGCAGCAGCGCCAACAGCGGCAACGGCAGCGGCGCUGGCAGCGGCAACCGUAGCAGCAGCAGCUCCACAAUCGGGCACGGCGGAUCGCGGGGAGAGGGGCCCAGUGGCGGCUGCAGCGGUGGCAGCGGCGCCAGGUGGAGGAGGGGCUCUGCUGAUGAUGGCCCGGAACCCAAUGGUCUGGAGCACUGCUGCUGCGCUGCUGCUGUCCUGCCUGGGCUCCGCCGUUAUCCUGGAGCCCACCAGCCCCCGCCACCUGAGGGCGCUGGGCUUCGUGGAGCCGCUGCUGCGCUGGUUUGCGGGCUGCACCGCGCCUGUCACGCUCUUCUGCACCGGGCUCUGGGCGGAAGGGCAGGAGGCGGCCAAGGGGCCGGGGCAGAGAGAGCUGACGACAUUCCUCGUGCUGCGCGCUACCCUGGCCCCCGCCCUGAUGGCCUUGAUAGCGCGCCUCUCGGGCUUCCACGGCGACAUGGCGGUUGCCCUCGUCAUCCUGUCCAUCUUGCCGGUGGCGCAGACCGCAUUUGUGAUCUGCAAGCAGUACGAGACGGGGACCCACGCGAUUACAGCGGCCAUGGUGGCGUCGCUGCUGCUCAUGCUCCCGCAGCUGGUCGGGACGCUGGCGCUGCUCGAGCGCUGGGGCGCGUUCUUGUAA
This is a messenger RNA of Monoraphidium neglectum, 1308 nucleotides long. RefSeq lists its product as hypothetical. The coding region runs from base 1 to 1308 and encodes 435 amino acids. Gene Ontology annotation, cellular component: membrane. The transcript is spliced from 5 exons. NCBI's taxonomy places the organism in Eukaryota, Viridiplantae, Chlorophyta, Chlorophyceae, Sphaeropleales, Selenastraceae. Gene Ontology annotation, biological process: transmembrane transport. The record is from RefSeq and is a predicted model, not a curated record.